This is a messenger RNA of Syngnathoides biaculeatus (alligator pipefish), 1173 nucleotides long. It is a transcript of the gene tyrobp, whose product is annotated as transmembrane immune signaling adaptor TYROBP. Gene Ontology annotation, molecular function: signaling receptor binding. The coding region runs from base 456 to 722 and encodes 88 amino acids. The transcript is spliced from 4 exons. Gene Ontology annotation, cellular component: cell surface. The record is from RefSeq and is a predicted model, not a curated record. Lineage: Eukaryota; Metazoa; Chordata; Actinopteri; Syngnathiformes; Syngnathidae. Gene Ontology annotation, biological process: neutrophil activation involved in immune response; negative regulation of B cell proliferation; positive regulation of microglial cell mediated cytotoxicity.
UCUUAAAAUGUUUUAACUUUAUUCUAAUAAAAUUGUGACUUUACUCUUUGAAAAUUACAUCGGAACUUAUGUUCUGCUUUGAUUUUCCAAUUCACUUUUUUGCAUGCUUUGACGUGUUGAAUUUACUUUUUUUCCCCUCCCAAUAUUCUGACUUUAUUGUCAUGGAAUUACAACUUUUUGUUAUAACGAUGUUAUUGUAUUAUGAUGCAGACGCACACACAGCAUCCGUCUCCAUCAUUACAACAAAUCAGGGUCAUCAUUUUCUAGAUACUUCAUACUAAUGAAGAAAAAAAUGACAUUGUUCCCCCCAUAAAUGCGGAAACGCAAACGGUGACUUCUCUUAAUGCCAUCCUUCCUCCUCCUCCCACCAACACGAUCACGUGUCCGCAUGUAAGUCGCACUUCUACGUACUGGAAGUCGGCCUCCUCCUUUUCCAAUCCGAAUAUGACUGCUUAAUGGCAACGUCGCCUCUGUGGAUGAGAAAAAAAUUCAACAUGAAAGACAUGAUUUGUAUCUCUGGAUCACCAUUUGGAUCUGCAGGACAACAAGCAGAAAGUGGGUCUUGUUACGUCAUCAGUCUGCAGUCGGUCAUGGGCAUUAUUGCCUCUGACUUCGUGUUGACGGUCUUCAUCGCUAUUUCUCUCUUCUCCUUGCUGACCCUCUACAAGAAAACGACAGAGAAAGAUGGAGUUACACGGAACCCAGUCAGAUGUGUACUGUGAACUUCAACACCUCAGGAAAUGAAACUUUAUUUUUUUUUUCAAUUCCAUGUAACUUUAACUCUGCGCUUUGUUCCAUGUAGUGCAGUAUGUACCGCUAUUUUUUCAUGUCCUACAUUAAAUAACAAGCAGUACAAUUCAAGUUUAUUGAUGACAUAUUGAACACAUGUAUAAGUAACUACAGAGAGAAAUAGAGAAUGAAAAGAACGCAACACCUGCACCGUUUUGUCAUUUAUGCUUUUAUUUUCCAGGCAACUAACUUUUUUUUUUCAACAUUAUUGGAAACAUUGGAAAAAAUAUGAAGGCAAAAGAAAUCAUAAUCAUUUUCAUGGCCCAUAGUUUUGUGUAUGACCUUUUUGUCAUAGCAUAACACGUGCCAGACCAACCAUUACGAAAUCAUAAAGAAAUUCUGAAACACAGAAAUACGUUAAGGUCAUACAAAAUAAAAAGUAAU